Molecule: messenger RNA, 1477 nt
Organism: Morus notabilis
Lineage: Eukaryota; Viridiplantae; Streptophyta; Magnoliopsida; Rosales; Moraceae
Product: serine/threonine-protein kinase SAPK2
Exons: 9
Coding region: 277-1299 (340 amino acids)
Biological process (GO): intracellular signal transduction; protein phosphorylation
Molecular function (GO): ATP binding; protein serine/threonine kinase activity
Source: RefSeq, a predicted model, not a curated record
CCAUGUGACUGUCAUAUGAGCUUACUAAUAAUAAUAUAACAUCACUAGCCCAAUAAGCUUUUUUAACUGUCUUUUACAGCUUUUUUUGCAUUGCAGAUUCAGAUAGAUCGGGCUUUGAAAUGACCAUGGAGAUGAUUCUUCACGCAAGCAAGUAGAUAGUUAAAUAGAGAGAGAGAGAGAGAGAGAGAGAAGACUUCGUGAGGAAGCAAAGAGAGAGAAGGAAAAUAUCACACAUAUUGUUGUUGUAUAGAGAAUAUAGUUUGGUUUUUUGAAAACAUGGAACGCUAUGAGAUACUUCGAGAUAUUGGGUCAGGAAACUUUGGAGUUGCCAAACUGGUCAGAGAAAAAUGGAGUGGUGAGCUCUAUGCAGUCAAAUUCAUUGAGCGAGGCCAAAAGAUUGAUGAGCAUGUACAGAGAGAGAUCAUGAACCACAGGUCUUUGAAGCAUCCUAAUAUUAUAAGAUUUAAGGAGGUCUUGCUAACUCCAACUCAUUUAGCCAUUGUAAUGGAAUAUGCAGCUGGAGGUGAACUUUUUGAAAGAAUAUGCAAUGCUGGUAGAUUCGGUGAGGAUGAGGCAAGAUAUUUUUUUCAACAGCUGAUAUCAGGGGUCAGUUACUGCCAUUCAAUGCAAAUUUGCCACAGAGAUCUUAAGUUGGAAAACACACUUCUUGAUGGAAGCUCAGCGCCACGUCUUAAAAUUUGCGACUUUGGCUACUCAAAGUCAUCUGUGCUGCAUUCACAACCGAAAUCAACCGUUGGAACACCUGCCUACAUUGCACCGGAAGUUUUGUCAAGAAAAGAAUAUGAUGGGAAGAUAGCAGAUGUUUGGUCUUGUGGGGUUACCUUAUAUGUGAUGCUGGUUGGGGCUUAUCCCUUUGAAGAUCCGGAAGAUCCAAGAAACUUCAGAAAAACACUUCAGAGAAUCCUUAGUGUGCACUAUUCCAUUCCCGACUAUGUCCGCGUUUCCAUGGAAUGUAGACAUCUCCUCUCUCGAAUUUUUGUUGCAAGCCCUGAGAAGAGAAUAACGAUCCCGGAAAUUAAAAAGCACCCAUGGUUCCUAAAGAACUUGCCGAUAGAAUUCAUGGAUGGAGGGGAAGGUGCCCUACAAAAUGCGAAAGAAAAUGACUCAUCACAAAGCGUGGAAGAAAUAUUGUCCAUAAUUCAAGAGGCAAGGACCCCAGCUGAGGGUCCAAAACUUGGAGGGCAAUUUCUUGGAGGAAGUAUGGAUCUUGAUGAUUUAGAUGCUGAUGCUGACAUAGACGAUAUAGAGAUGAGUGGGGAUUUUGUUUGUGCCUUAUGAGUGCAAGUGUAUCAUUAUACAUGCACCUUUUUAAAGGUCAAAUAAUAAAUAAUAAAAAAAAGGAAAAAAAAAAAAAAAAAAAAAAAGAGAAGUUGAAGAGCAUAAGGGCAUUCCCUUCACGUCUUGUGGGGAUCCAAUUAUCUCUUCUAAAUGAUCAUAAUUUCCUUUUUCUUGCAAG